Dissoconium aciculare CBS 342.82 is the source of this 2232-nucleotide messenger RNA. Its product is annotated as glycoside hydrolase family 36 protein. NCBI's taxonomy places the organism in Eukaryota, Fungi, Ascomycota, Dothideomycetes, Mycosphaerellales, Dissoconiaceae. Bases 1 to 2232 code for a protein of 743 amino acids. Gene Ontology annotation, molecular function: alpha-galactosidase activity. The transcript is spliced from 4 exons. Gene Ontology annotation, biological process: carbohydrate catabolic process. The record is from RefSeq and is a predicted model, not a curated record.
AUGGUCUCUUUCACUCUUUCUCUCCCUCGAGGUCUUGCGCUGCUUUGCGCGGUGGUGAGAACAGUGUGGGCUGAUCAAGCCAUCACCGCGACAGGGACGAAAUUCACCCUGACGGGUGACGAUGUCUCCUAUCUCUUUCACGUGGACAAUACCACCGGAGAUUUGGUAUCUGACCACUUCGGCGGUCCCUCCGAAGGCUUCUUGCAGCCGUCGACAUUAUUCCAAGGCGGAUGGUCGGACGGCUUUACCAAUACUCGCCGGGAGUUUCCCGACAUUGGUCGCAGCGAUUUCCGCCUCCCGGCCAUCCACAUCCUGCAUUCCACAGGCGACACUGUCUCCGCAUUCACUUAUCGAUCGCAUCGCAUCGUGGAAGGCAAACCUUCGCUUCCAGGCUUACCUGCGACCUAUGGUAACGCCAGCGAUGUGACUACCCUGAUCGUCAAUCUGUACGACAAUUACUCCGAUGUCUCGGCGGCGCUGUCUUAUUCGAUCUUUCCCAAGUACAAUGCCAUCGCGAGGAGCUUUCAGAUCGCCAACAAUGGUACAGGAGAGAUUGUCAUUGAACGAGCAGCGAGCUUCAGCGUGGACUUGCCCAAUCUUGAUCUUCAGAUGCUCGAGCUGCAGGGAGAUUGGGCGCAUGAGAUGAACCGCGUGAUUCGCAACGUGGACUUUGGCGAGACCAGCUUCCGGAGCACAGAGGGUUACUCUUCUCACGUGCACAACCCCUUCUUCGCGUUGAUGCCACCCAGCACGACCGAGACUACAGGUGAAGCAUGGGGCUUCAACCUCGUUUUCACUGGCAGCUUUGCUGCGACUGCCGAGCGUUUCUCACAUGGCUUCGUCCGAGUCCUCCUGGGAAUGAACCCCCUACAUAGCAGCAUUCACGUCAAGCCAGGCGAAACCUUCACGGCCCCCGAAGCCGUCGCCGUCUAUUCCUCGCAAGGCCUGGGCGGCAUGUCGCGGUCGUUCCACGAUUUGUACAAAAAUCACCUGUCGCGUGCAAGUCAAACUUGGCAAACUCGCCCAAUCCUGCUGAAUUCUUGGGAAGGACUAGGCUUCGAUAUCAACGAGACUGCUCUGGUCAGACUUGCAGGCGAAGCUCGUGAUCUGGGUGUCAAGCUCUUCGUCAAUGAUGAUGGCUGGUUCGGUGACAAGUACCCUCGCAACAACGACUCGCUUGGUCUUGGAGACUGGACGCCCAACCCGGAGAAAUUCCCCGAUGGUCUUGGACCGUAUGUCUCGCAGGUCGACAAUUACACUGUUUUGAACUCGAAUGAGAAAAUGCAAUUUGGCAUUUGGGUGGAGCCCGAGAUGGUGAACCCGCGCUCGACGCUGUACAAUGAACAUCCGGAGUGGGUUAUGGCUGCUGGGAAUCACUACAGGACUCUGACUCGGAAUCAACUCGUGCUCAAUCUUGGCCUGCCGGAAGUGCAGGAUUACAUUAUUGGAUUCGUGACGAAUCUUCUCCGCUCUGCUAACAUUCAAUAUGUGAAGUGGGACAACAACCGUGGCAUCCACGAGAUGCCUUCUCCGUCAGCAGAUUACACCUACAUGCUCGGUCUCUACCGGGUCAUUGAUAACCUCACCACCACGUUCCCCAACGUCCUCUGGGAGGGCUGUGCAAGCGGUGGCGGUCGAUUCGAUGCAGGCCUCCUCCACUAUUGGCCCCAAUCCUGGACAUCAGAUAACACCGAUGCCUCCAAUCGCUUGACGAUCCAAAUGGGUACAUCGCUGGCGUACCCGCCCUCAGCCAUGGGCUGCCAUGUAUCAGCUGUGCCAAAUGGCAUCACCAAGCGCAACAUCUCCAUCGAAUACCGUGCACAUGUCGCCAUGAUGUGCGGCUCCUUCGGUUUCGAGCUGAAUCCCAAUGAAUUAAGCGACGAAGAGAAAGCAGGGAUUCCCAAGAUCAUGACCGAAGCAGCAAAAGUCAACCCUAUUGUAAUCUCGGGCUCUUUCUAUCGACUCGCGUUGCCUGACAACUCGAACUGGCCGGCUGUGCAAUUCGUGUCGCAGAAUGGCACGCAGUCCUUCGCUCUGGCCUUCCAACAGCAGGCGACUGUGAAGCCUGCGCCGCCACCACUGCGAUUCCAGGGCCUCGAUGCCCGCGCGCGAUACUCGAACAGUGUGGAUAAUGCAACUUACUCCGGUGCGACGUAUAUGAACGCCGGGUUGAAUUUGCCGUGGCAGACUGCAGACUAUCAGAGUAUGCUCAUUUGGUUGUACAAGCAAUAG